This is a messenger RNA of Miscanthus lutarioriparius, 1269 nucleotides long. NCBI's taxonomy places the organism in Eukaryota, Viridiplantae, Streptophyta, Magnoliopsida, Poales, Poaceae. The record is from the annotation of a GenBank genome assembly.
AUGGACCCCCAAUUGCUCAAAGCUGUCUCCAAUGGCGACGCAGACCUCUUAGCACAAAUCCUAUCCACGACAACAAUAGCUGAGGAGAGCCGCUGCGCAUGCCUAGAAGGCGUCACAGCGGAGGGCAGCUCUGCGCUCCAUAUCGCAGCCCGCCAUGGGUACCUGAAGCUCGUCGAGAUGAUCUGUGAUCAGGACAUAUCACUCAUCAAGGCAAGGAACAAUCUGCUCGACACGCCUCUGAUCUGCGCGGCAAGGGCUGGGCAUGUGGAUGUGGUGGAUUGCCUCAUCCAGCUUGCUUCCACCCAGCGAGAUACUGAGUAUGUACUGAGGGCAUGGAACUCCAGUGGCGCGACGGCGGUCCAUGAGGCUGUUAGGAAUGGCCAUGCAUCCGUAUUGGGGAAGCUCGUGUCGGGGGACGCAAGGCUUUCCGCGGCGGUUGAUGGGCAAGGUGUCUCCCCGCUCUACAUGGCGGUUGUGUCCAACCAGGCUGACAUGGUUGACAUCUUGAUACGUGAAUCUCGUGAAGGUAGUGUGAAAUCGCCGGCGAGCUACGCUGGACCAGAUGGACAAGCAGCACUGCAUGCUGCGGUUUUUGCUGGAAACGCAGCAUCUGGGAAGACCAGAGUGGUCAAACUUUUACUGGUCAACAGCUUGCAUGCUUACAUUCCAGAUGAUGAUGGUCUCUAUCCUGUGCACUAUGCUGCUAUAGCUGGCAACUCAGAAAUUAUCCGCGAGAUCAUGGAGAUAUGCCCAAGCUGCGAUGAGUUGGUUGACAAGAAACAUAGAAGUAUUUUGCAUUGCGCCAUUGAAUUCAAUAGGGCUAAGUUCAUGAAUAUGUACAUGGAAUUGUCUUUAUUACUCUGUGAAGCUUAUUCGAUUCCAUCCAGGGUGGCUAGAAGUCUGAGUUAUAAUCAUUGCUUGGAAGAUGACAAGGAAUCUAGCAGAUACUCCGAUAUGUCCCAGAGCAUGCUAUGUCUCUCCGUGUUUAUUGCAGCUGGUUCAUUCGCUGCUGCUUUCACUCCACCUGGCAACUACAUUAUAAAAGAUGAGAAUGCGGCCAUGGGACUGUUUGAUGACGAGUCUCCUUUCCUGAGUUAUGUUGACGCAAAUAGCGUGUCAUUUUGUCUCUCUGCAAUUGCUACAUGCCAGCUUAUGCAUGCCAGUCUAGCAACUACACCCAUAAGGCAACGCCGCUAUUACCUCCAGCUCUCUGCUGUCAUGCUAGCAUUGGACCCUCAAAAGAGCCGGAGAGAAUGCCUUCUCUUUUAG